Messenger RNA from Vanessa tameamea, 1243 nucleotides. RefSeq names its product cAMP-dependent protein kinase catalytic subunit alpha-like. Bases 115 to 1185 code for a protein of 356 amino acids. Gene Ontology annotation, molecular function: protein serine/threonine kinase activity; ATP binding. Lineage: Eukaryota; Metazoa; Arthropoda; Insecta; Lepidoptera; Nymphalidae. The record is from RefSeq and is a predicted model, not a curated record. Gene Ontology annotation, cellular component: nucleus. Gene Ontology annotation, biological process: protein phosphorylation. The transcript has a single exon.
AAUAAGGAGAUCUCAAAGCUUUGAAUCUUUGAAUUUUUUUCAUGAUAUGCAUAACUCUAUUUGGGAAUGGAUGGAUUCAAGAGAUAUUGUAAUUAAGAAAGUUUUAUUGUAAAAAUGAUAUUUGAUAAAAAAGAAGAGAAACUUGUACAUUACACAUAUGAUUCACAAAUCAGCCAUAAACGUCAUUUAGACGUUUUGAAACAAGAUUAUUUGAAAACCUACGCUUCAACUAUAAAGUACGAAAAAUCAUCUGAAGAUUUCGACCUUGUCAGGAUUAUUGGCGUUGGUUCCUACGGGACAGUAUUCCUCGUUCGUGACAAAACUAGUUUUGCGUACCACGCUAUGAAAGCUAUUGAGAAAGCUCAAGUAAUAAAAAAGAAAAAUACCAAACAGCUUUACCAAGAAAAGAAAAUUUUACAGAGUAUCACAUUUCCGUUUUUGAUAACACUAGAUUUUUGUUGCAAGGAUAACUCGUAUAUUUAUCUUAUAUUGCCAUUCGAAGCUGGCGGCGAACUAUUUACAUUAAUACGAAGGAUGAAAAAUCUGUCUGAACCAUUGGCACAAUUUUAUACGGCGCAAAUCGUUUUAGCAUUAGAAUAUCUGCAUCAUUGUAGUAUAGUUCAUAGGGAUAUUAAACCAGAAAAUAUAAUGAUUAAUGAGUCUGGUUACAUUAAGCUCGGUGAUUUCGGUUUUGGUAAGCCGAUAAAAAGUCGCACGUGGACUAUAUGCGGUACACCCGAGUAUAUAGCUCCGGAGAUUAUCUUAUCCAAAGGAUACACGUAUACCGUGGAUUGGUGGUCGCUGGGGAUUCUUAUUUAUGAGAUGAUAGCUGGCUAUCCACCAUUUUAUCACUCAGAUACAAUGAAACUUUAUGAAAAAAUCCUUAAUGGAAUUUACAAGACUCCAGAUUAUAUGACACCUACAUGUAAAUCUUUAAUUAGACAUCUUUUGGAUGUGGACCCAACUAAGCGCUACGGUUCGUUAAAGGCGGGUGUAUAUGAUAUUAAAAGUCAUGUAUGGUUCAGUGAAUAUAACUGGGCUAUGAUAUUACAUCAAAAAGUAUACCCACCAUUCGUGCCUAUAUGUCGGAAUCCUGGCGAUUCUAGUAAUUUUCCUGAAAUGGGAGAAAUGAAAUUAAAAAAAUCACCAGUAUGUCUAUUUGAAAAGGAUUUCGAAAACUUUUAACUUGUCAUAACACAAAUGUUAUAAAAAGGUUCCAUCAUAAAUAAAGUUAUAAUUUGUG